Molecule: messenger RNA, 435 nt
Organism: Akanthomyces muscarius
Lineage: Eukaryota; Fungi; Ascomycota; Sordariomycetes; Hypocreales; Cordycipitaceae
Exons: 5
Coding region: 1-435 (144 amino acids)
Source: RefSeq, a predicted model, not a curated record
AUGGCCAUAGCAAUGUGGUACGCAAUCCAAACACUCCUCAACAUGAACCGCUUCCUCGGACUCGCUGUCCUGGCCCUGCUGCCUUCCGCUCUAGCCACUGACGGCUCGUGCAACGCCGACAACUGCGCCAGAGCAGUUACCGGCACCCGUCGCGGCGAUGCCUUCGUCACGUCCGCCCAGGCCGACUGCAGCGCUUUCCAACAGAAGACCAUCACCGCCCCUGCUGUCACCAUCACCUCUACCGUUGCCCCUCCGUGGUACGCCUCCGCCUGCUCGGGCACUGUCCGCUACGCUAGCGCAUGCUCGUGCUGGGGUAUCCAGGGCGAGCCUGCGAUCACAGUCACGCCUACCACGACCAUUACGACCACUCUUGAUGCCCUCCCUACUCAACGUGCAACAAUUCCUAGAAAUAUAUUUUUCCAUUUGAGCUUAUGA